AUGAAAGCAAGUCCUCGCCGAAAUGAUGAACGAAGGAAAAUGGUCUUGACUUUUUAUACAUUACAUGCCAUGACGCCUGGGAAUUCUCUCUUUACUCCCACUGCAAUUUUUCUGCUGCUAUUUUCGAAACUUUGCCACAAUACUAUUCAGAUAUACUCACCUCAAGUUGUCUGUCCGCUUGCAUUUUUUCCCAGACUUUCUUGGCAAAAUAUAACCGGACUUGACGGUAGGCAACGUUCCACAGUUUUUUUUCCCGUUCUUUUAUUUUUCAUUAUUCAGGAUACACACGAUCCCUCUGACAUCAGUGACCCGGAAACUGCUGGCGAUGAUGUUGAACCGCCCUACGACUGUCUUGGAUGUAGCUCGUCCCAAGAAAAAGCCAGAGAUCCUUCACUCCAUAGCGACGGCCGGAUAAAGAGGCGCGCACUCAGCUGCGCAUUUUGUGAUGAAGACAUCAUGAGGGAAUGUAACGAAGGAGUUACCGAAAAAAGUCAUCGUUCGCCCGCAGCGAAAGGAAUUCGCAUGGCAUCCGUCUUUGAAAGGACAGUUGACAAGAAGAAACUGAGACGAGAGACUAUGUUUCUUUCCAUUUUUUUAAAUUUUAAUUCACUUUUUUCACUUCUCUAUCUAUCUCGCUAUCUCUCUAUCUCUCUCUCUCUCUCUCUCUAUCUAUCUAUCUAUCUAUCUAUCUAUCUAUCUAUCUAUCUAUCUAUCUGUUGA
This is a messenger RNA of Acanthosepion pharaonis, 720 nucleotides long. The record is from the annotation of a GenBank genome assembly. NCBI's taxonomy places the organism in Eukaryota, Metazoa, Mollusca, Cephalopoda, Sepiida, Sepiidae.